AUGAGUUCAAAAAAUGGUAUACUCGAAGAUUUUCUACUACUUUAUAUAACAGCUUCUACACAUAAAAUAGCAGCUUAUGAAACCCGUAAUAUGACUGAAGAAAUAAGAUUAGUUGAUCUAGAAGUUCUGUUAGAUAAAUCUGUUGGGUUAACGCAUACAUAUGCGUCUUCUGAUAAAUGCUCAUUACAAAAUAAAAUUAUCAUGUUCAAUGAAGAAGAUGAAUGUGACUCGUCAAAUAUUUUAACUGUUGCUAGUCAGUCCGAUGUUAUUGCAUUUCUACAAGCACAAGAAGCAAAAAUAAUUGGUUUACACACAAAUGUCAGUGAUUAUGAUGACGACGAUGAGGAUGAUGAACUUUCUAUUGUUCAUAGUUCUAUACCAAAUUUUAAACAAAUUUCAUCAAACAAUCAUAGCCAAGGCGUAAAAUCAUAUUUAAGUCAUUCUUGUUUUGCUUCGAUAUCAAAUUCAUCAGCUCAAAAACAAACAACUUCAGAUGAUCUAACAGAAUUAAAUUGGUUAAAUACAUUUAAAUUUAAGGAAACUAAAACAAAAGAAAAAUCUACUCAAGAAAUUGAUUCGAAUGAAGAUCAAAUAAGUAAAUUAUGUAAUGAAUUAAAAAUGUAUAAUGAAGAAAAUUUAUAUUUAAAUUCUCUAUCAUUUGGUGUUCUGAUUUUCCUUGCCUUAUAUUCUAAACGUUACGAUAAACAAACACCAUGGUUAUUAACCAUAAAACAAUUAUAUGAUUAUAUACAAAAAAAUAAACAACAAAUAUCCCAUAGACGUGGAUGGAGAGAUUUAUUAAAAGAAACUUUAAUUAAAAUUCCAUGUUUUGUUAAGACAAAACGUGAUAUACUUAAAUCACGUUCAGUAUGGACUAUUGAUCCGUAUUAUCGACCAUUAUUAACACGAGCUUAUCUAACGCGAUCCUCGUUACAGUCGAAUAAAACGAUCAGUACCAAUCAAAAUGAAGUGAAGGAUGCAUUAUCGGAUGAAGAUCAUUAUUCCAAAUCGAUCAUUAAUUAUUUUGCUCCAAAAUCAACAGUAAAAACUAAAGUACUUCCUCGUCUUUAUGAACGACUCUGUGAAGAAGAACAAAAUUAUGAAAGUGAAAAUGAAAUCGAUCUAAAUAAUCCUAUUGAAGAAAUAUCUAAACGACCUUGUUCUACAACAACGACAACAAAUCAAUAUCAGUUUUCAACAAAUGAAUGUGAUACGCAACUGUCGGCAUCCUUGCCAUUGAUAAACAGCUUAACUAAACGUAAGAAAAUAUAUUCAAAUAUUGGAGCAACAUCGAAUAACGAAGCAAUUAUUACAACGCCAUGUCCCAGCAUCGAUCAUAUGUAUUUAAAUUCAAUAAGAAAAUCUACAGAAUUUACUGGAGAUAAUGAAAUUUCAAUUGAUGAGAAUAAUCAAUGUUAUAGUUAUUCGUUAACAAAUUCAAUUCAAAAAUCAAAUAUUACAACUCGAGCUCAAGCCAUAGCAGAACAGAAUAUGCUUAACAAGGAUAUUGUUGAUCGUCGAAAAUCUGGUUCAUUACGAAAACCUUUAUCUCUUUCAUUACCAUUACAUCGACCAAAUACGCGAAUGAGCAGAAAGAUCAUCGAACAAGAUUUAGAACUAUUACGAAAAGCAAACAAUAAUUAA
Molecule: messenger RNA, 1644 nt
Organism: Rotaria socialis
Lineage: Eukaryota; Metazoa; Rotifera; Eurotatoria; Philodinida; Philodinidae
Source: the annotation of a GenBank genome assembly